UUGACAGCAGUAACCUGUGUGUGUUACAGAGAGUUGAAGAGAAUGGCCAGAACCAAGCAGACAGCGCGCAAAUCCACCGGAGGGAAAGCUCCCCGCAAGCAGCUGGCGACCAAAGCGGCCCGCAAGAGCGCUCCGGCCACGGGCGGAGUGAAGAAGCCUCAUCGCUACAGGCCCGGCACGGUGGCUCUGCGGGAGAUCCGCCGCUACCAGAAAUCCACCGAGCUGCUGAUCCGCAAACUGCCCUUCCAGCGCCUGGUGCGAGAGAUCGCUCAGGACUUCAAGACCGACCUGCGCUUCCAGAGCUCGGCGGUGAUGGCCCUGCAGGAGGCCAGCGAGGCUUACCUGGUGGGGCUGUUUGAGGACACCAACCUGUGUGCCAUCCACGCCAAGCGGGUCACCAUCAUGCCCAAAGACAUCCAGCUGGCCCGCCGGAUCCGCGGGGAGCGCGCCUAAACGGAGCCUGGCCGGUCUGGCACAUUCACCCCGAGACUGAAACAUCUUCCGUCUUCGUCCAAGCAAGUAUUUGAAUGAUGAAGACAAUGUCAUAUUUCCUAAGUACAAAGCUGCUUUGUGACCAGCUGCUUCAAACAAACAGCAGGUAUGUGAAAGCAGAGAGCAACCUUUCCACAGGUACAGAGCAGACUGGAUCAGACUUAGUUUGAGCUCAAUUUCCAGAGAUGUAUCCAAACAAGCAAACAGUCAGACUCAAUUGCGGAAAGACAAGUUCCUUUUUUCUCUGCAUUCUCCAUAGACAUCUUCCCAGUUUCAAUUAAUAUAAUUCAUAGACCACUACCAUUCACAGCAUUUUUGAAGCUGACUGGUUGUCUGAAGUAGGCAAUUGGUGUACUUAAUCAAGUUUACAUUUUAAAAGGGCAUUUUAAAUGCCACAAACCAGAUAAACAAUGAAAUUAUAUAAAAGUAUGAUGUCAACAGCCAUAUGUGACAAGUAGUGAAUAAUUACUGAGAACACACACAUACACAAAGGUACUGACUGAUUCAGAUUGAACCACCAUAUCAACACACAAGAUACAGAGACUAACAGCGAUGUACACACAUUUACACUGUAGGAAACAGAAAUGAUAAUAUACAAAAUGUUUAC
This is a messenger RNA of Chiloscyllium plagiosum (whitespotted bambooshark), 1099 nucleotides long. NCBI's taxonomy places the organism in Eukaryota, Metazoa, Chordata, Chondrichthyes, Orectolobiformes, Hemiscylliidae. The record is from RefSeq and is a predicted model, not a curated record.